Molecule: messenger RNA, 2094 nt
Organism: Anopheles coustani
Lineage: Eukaryota; Metazoa; Arthropoda; Insecta; Diptera; Culicidae
Product: IQ and ubiquitin-like domain-containing protein
Exons: 7
Coding region: 1-2094 (697 amino acids)
Biological process (GO): cilium assembly
Cellular component (GO): acrosomal vesicle; motile cilium
Source: RefSeq, a predicted model, not a curated record
AUGAACGAUCGAACCGGUGACGACGAACCGUCGUUCUCGGUGUCGGGCACGUCGGCGUCCGGGUUGGCCGGGCCGGGGUCGUCGCACGGGGCGCCACCGGCACCUCCAAAGUGCCGGAAGGAUGUAACCGUAAAAUUCCACCUCAUGAAAGCACAAGUGGUGGCGCACGCCUACCCGCGCCAUCACACCGUCGACGAGGUGCGGGAGCACAUCGCCUGCAAGUUUCAGGUGAAAUCGAAGUUUCUGGUGCUCCGGCAGGCGGGGGCGGAAGUGCCCGGCCAUCGGCGGCUCGGCGACAUUUGCGUCAGCGAGUACAACGUGUGCGACCUGGAGCUGCUGCUGUCCGAAGCCGCCCGCGACGAGAACGUCCUGCUCAACCUGAAGCUGUACUACAAGAACCUGACACUCCCGGACAUCAUCACGGUGCGUAUACCGAGUGAAGACGGCAAACCGAGUCGGGAUGUGGUGGUCGAGAUAGAGAACCAGGUAAUCACCAAACCCUUCGUAGGUGGUUACAUCAACAAGCACAGCCACAUUGAGUAUCAUCAUGCGUUCACCCAGACCGGGCCACCGUUGGAAAGGUUAAAGGGCCCGGGGCAAAAGUACAGCCGGGACACACAGACCGUAUGCGAGCGACACACGACCACCACCAGCAUCCCCCGCAGCCAGGGGGUACAGCAUUCCGGCCCGGUGGCAUUGAUACCCUCGCCCCAGACGGUUCCCAGCGGCCACUGUCUGGUGGCGCACGUCCCGUACGAAUCGCAUGCCGAGCUCGAGCGCCGGCAAGACCUGGUCGGCAAGGUGCGGCUCAUCCAGCGCAACUUCCGGCGAGUGCUGUGGCAACGGCUUAUCAGGAAGAGUGCGGCCGAAUGGAGAGCGUUACAGCAGCAGCAGGAAGCGAACGAAACAGACGCCCAGAGGUCUAAAGCGCUGGCGCACAACAAAACGUGCGUCGCCAGGACAUUCCCGCGGACGAAGGAGGAGUUCGAUGCGCUGUUCGCGCAGAUUCACUGCUGGAAAGAGAACGAACUGAAGCUGAUCGGCGAGAAGUACUCCGGGGCGCCGAAGAUCGCCGAGAUGAACAUCCUGCUCGAUAAGGAAAUCCAGCUGCUGAACGGCGUCGAGCGGCAGCGGCGCGCCAUCCAGAGGGAGCAGACGGAGGCGGUGGUCGAGCGGCAGCUGGCAAAAAUCAGUGAACCGAAGCGCUGGGUUGGCUGUAACAACCGUGUAAUCGAAAUGGAAACACCCCAAACGCAACGGGCCCGCUUUCUGCUGCUGUACUACCAGCGGCUGAAGAUGUUCACCCAACCGACCGGCACCGCCGCCAGCGGCAGUGACCCGCAGGAACGGGUCGCCCUGCUGGACGAACUGUCGGACGUGAUCGUGCACGAGUGCCACCCGGCCACGGAAGAGUUGGAAAAUUUACUCCAACGCGAGCGGAAACUGCUGUUGUGCAAUUUGGGCUCGGAAGACUUGUCGCCGCUGAGGAAACGCCAGCUGGCACUGCUGGCCGAAAUUAUACGAUCCGAUCCGGAGAAGGCACGCGAGAAAAAAGCGACCAAGCUGUGCCGCAAGUGCAAAAAACUUCGGCCCACGCAUGCCUUUACGGUGCACACGCGCCAACGAUCGGCCGAUAUUUGCGGCCACUGCUCGUCGCUGCUCGGCUCGACGGUGGACAUUGCCGUGUACCGUUCGAUCCUGCGUGCCGUCCGGCGUGACGAGCGGAAGCGCGGCUCGCUGGCCUCGUAUGCGUUCAUCAUUCAGGAGAAUGACGUUAAACACAUCGUGGAGAACAUCUGGCACGGCCAUUCUAUAAUCUCGAACGCCGCCGACCGGGCCGACCUGAUGCUGCCACGCUGGAACGUGGCCGAGUGCUGGUCGCCGUGGAACUGCGUCUGCUUGACCGAGCAGGAAACGCGGGCCCACCUUAAGCUGCAACGGCUCGACCGGUACUACCAGCCGAGCGUCUUGAAGGAAAUUCAAAGCAAGCACGCCCUGGCCCGGUCGGUGUUUGGCCAGCUGCGUGAAAUCGAUCAAGAGUUUACCGAAUCCGGUGACUGGUGGCAGGUCGGAUUGAAUGGAAAGGUGGUAUAA